Molecule: messenger RNA, 4745 nt
Organism: Peromyscus californicus insignis
Lineage: Eukaryota; Metazoa; Chordata; Mammalia; Rodentia; Cricetidae
Gene: Vwa3b
Product: von Willebrand factor A domain containing 3B
Exons: 26
Coding region: 279-3866 (1195 amino acids)
Source: RefSeq, a predicted model, not a curated record
CCUGCGCCCCGGGACCAGGGACCCUUCGCCAGCGCCAGCGGGAGUCACAGCCUUGCCCAGCAGUGGGAUGCUGGUCGCGCCUACCUGCUCGGGUCAGCGAGUCCCUGGAGGGUGGGAGGGACGCUGCUGAACUCGAGCCGCCUGGCUUUGCAGCUGACAGAUUAUCCAGAGGUCCCUUGUGACUUGACUUAGAGAUGGAGGAAUUAGGAUCAUCUUCCUUUGUUGUCCCGGAGGAAUAGCUGCAGAGGCUGGAGAGACAGAACACCACCAAGACAGGCAUGGCUGAGCAGAGUCUCAUCUCGUCUGAGCAAUGGCUUCAGCUGCAUGGGCUUAAGAUCAAGAAGCUGACCUUGAAGCAGAUCUUGGCACAGAUUGGAUUCCCACAGUGUGAAGAUUAUGUGACUUCUUUGAAGAGACUCGUGGCUUCGCGGUAUGCCGAUGGCCUGUUUCCACAGUUCUACACAGCAGAGGAUGGGAGGCUCUACAACUUGACAGCGAAGUCAGAGCUGAUCUACUGGUUUGUGGAUUGUUUAACACAAGCUGUGGAGAGUUAUAAGCAGCGGAUGGACUGGCUUACCAGUGGGAGCCGGCAGAUUUUUGGUGUCAUCUUGGAACAGAGCAUCACCAUAGUACUGGAUUGCAGUGACAUUCUGAUGGAGGAACUUAAUCUGUGCCAGGAUGCUCUAGUAAUGAUCCUCCAGGAGCAGGUGGCUCUCCUCACCAAGUUCAACAUCAUAUGGGUUUCUGAAGAGCCAGUGAAAUGGCAGGAAUGUGCUGUCGUUGUGACUGAACACUCCAUAGCUGCUGCCAUCUGCUGGGUCAAGAAAAUGACUUUUCAGAUAAUGGCUGUGGGAGAGGCUAGCUGCCUGGAUGCUCUGCUGGAAGCUGGGAGAGAUGAAACUAUCGAAGCCAUUUACUACUUUGUGGUGGGGGAUGUUCCGGAGGAGUCCCAGGAGCUGCUUCUCCAGAGGAUUUUGGAGAUCCCAUAUCCAGUCUGCACAGUGUCCUUCAACGCCAAGGGAGAAGAAACCGUAGCUUUCUUAAAAAAGCUGAGCACCAAGACCCACAGCAGAUUCCACGCCUUUGCUGAGAGGACAGAGUGUCUAGAAUUCUCUGCAUUUUCCACAGAGGAUGUUGACAGUUCAAUGACUUGGAAUUCAAGGAAACUGAAAGGGAGACUCCCGCCAGGAGCUGGUGUCAGAGAGGAUGUGUUUCUCAUCUGGAGAGAAAUGGAAGAAGCCUGCAGCACACUGACUCAGGUCCGGAAACUGGUGGACAAGUCUCCUCAGUCGGAUGUGUCCCCAGCAUACUACAGAUCAACGUCUCUUGAGAGUAAGGAAAACAGAGAAGACACAUGGGAUUCUCAGAAGUGGCUCCAGAAAUAUGGCUUGAAGGCUCAGAAGCUGACCUUUUAUGAUGUCCUUGCUGACUGCUCCUUCCGCCAUGCUGAUGGAGUUGUUGAUAUAAAAGGCAAACCAGAAGAUGAGUCUGUGCAGACCAGUGCGGACACCAAUAGGAAGACAGUUCAUGCCAAAUACUGCAGCAGAUUCAUCCACGUCCCCUGGAAGGAUGGGACCUUGGUCCAUGUCAACAUUACCAAGGAGAAGUGCAAAUGGUACAGUGAGAGAGUUCACAUAGCCCUGGCCAGGAUCCAAAGGAGGAUUAAGUGGCUACAAGAUGGGAGUCAAGCCCUCUUUGGAAAAGUGAGUGGAGAUUGCAUCUAUGUCCUCAUUGACACGUCACACUCAAUGAAGAGCAAACUGGACCUGGUGAAGGAUAAGAUCAUUCGGCUCAUACAGGAACAGCUGAGAUACAAGAGCAAAUUCAAUUUUGUGACGUUUGACGGUCAGGCAAUUGCUUGGCGGGAAAAACUUGCUGAAAUCAAUGAAGAUAAUUUGGAACAGGCUGAGUCGUGGAUUAGAGACAUUAAGGUUGGAAGUUCCACAAAUACCCUGAACGCCCUGAAAAUUGCUUUUGCUGAUAAAGAAACACAAGCCAUCUACCUUUUGACAGACGGGAGACCUGAUCAGCCACCAGAAAUGGUGAUGGACCACGUCAGACUUUUCCAGACGAUUCCCAUCUAUGCCAUUUCCUUCAACUACAACGACGAGGCUGCUAACGAGUUCUUGAAGGAGCUUGCGUCUCUGACUGGAGGGGAGUUCCGUGCUUAUGAUUUUGGUUGCAAGGAUCCCGUCGUUCAGGAUGUUGAGGAUGUUCAGCAGGAUGAAGACAUGAGCCUUUUGGUUCAGGAAAUGCAGCAGGGCUACAGUGACCUGGAGAAGAUGCAGGAGCUUUACUCGGAGACCUUAGUCAUGGACUGGUGGUACAGCAGAGAAAAGCAAGGAGACAGCAAGCAUCAAAAGGAAAUCUCCUCCGUGGUUUCCAGCCCAGAAAAAUGUGCAAACUCUCCAUCGGAUGCUGACUCAAAGGCUGUGUCACCUCCAAAAGUGUUUAAAGGACCGCGGAAGGUUUUAGAUGGGAAGACACAGAAGAAGAAAGUCCUCCAUGCAGAAAGGAGCAUCCUGCUGAUGAAUAAGUGCCUACAUGACAAAUUGUCAGAGGGACUCACUGAAAACCGAAGCCAAGUUAAUGACCACCGAAGCCAAGUUAAUGACCACACCUCUGCAGACAUGUCCUCUGAAAAGUGGCUCCAAACCCAUGGCCUGGUGGCCAAGAAGCUCACCAUCAUGGAUGCCUUGACUGGGACCGUAGUGCCCCGAAACGCCACCUAUGUUCCCAUCCUGAAUAAGCAUGUUGUCUCCAAGGUCUUUAAUGAGGUGUCCCCUCUAGCACACAUGUGCAGUGACACCAAUAAGAUGGUAUUAAUUAACCCCCAGGGAGUCAAACUCAAUAUCUACAAGCAAAAUGUGGAGCAGGCCAUUAAAUCCUAUGAAAAACGCUUAAAUAAAAUUGUCUGGCGAGCUCUGUCUCAAGAGGAAAAAGAGAAGUUGGAUGCAAUCAAGCCCAUGCAAUACUUGGAACACAAGGCAGUUUUAAACAAAGCCCUGGAACGGCUGAAUUGGCCCAUUUCGUUGAAAGAGCUGUCGAUGCUGGAGAAUGAAAUCUUGGUUGGGAAAAUGUACAUCCAGCAAGCUAUGGAGCUCCAGGAGGCCGCCAGGAAGAACUGCGUGAGCAAGGCCUUGGAGGAGGAGCAGAAAUUACAAGGGUGUCCAACAAAGAGGGUCAGAUCAAGGAGAGUUGAUCCCCUGAGAGGUCAGAAGGUCAUCGCCAGAUGUGAGGAGAACGGCUUCUAUUUUCCAGGGGUUGUGAAGAAAUGUGUGAGCCCCACUCACGCGCUGGUAGACUUCAGGUAUGGAGAAACCACGAUUGUGCCCAUCUCCUUCAUCACACCCGUUGGGGGUGCCAUGCCCUGCCCACAACUUCAGGUUGGGGAUUAUGUGUUUGCCAAAAUCGUGACAAACAAAGGAUUUGACUUCUAUGUCCCCGCCAUCGUCAUAGCCCUUCCAGAUCAGAGUGUGCCUUCAGAAAAAUUCUAUACAGUGUUGAAGUGUAACAACCGCCGAGAGUUUUGCCCUCGGAGUGCACUUAUAAAGAUCAGCCAAAACAAGUAUGCUCUCUCUUGCUCCCAGAUAAAAGCAUCCCCAGUUGAGAAGGACCGAGCUGUGGGAGAAGCAGAGACAAGUAAAUCUUGCCCACUCUGGACAGUGACUGAAGAAGACUUUGGAAAUUUGAAACAGUCGAGGCAAGAGACCCUUAGAAAAAAGAAAAAGAAGCCCACCAAGAGAUCAUUUCUCCGGGAGAUGAUGUCCUCAGAUUCGGAUGGCUCUUCCCAUGGCACCAGGUCCCCAGAGUCUAACCCCAGUACCUUCCCUGUGCCCAGGGUGGGGGAUUGGGAGGCACCCUGAACCUACAUGACACUUGGAAACCUCUUUCAAGAAUAGUGUGUAUAUGUGAGAUCAUCCCCCGGUUUCCAGGCCAGCAUAGGUCCCAGCACAACAAAACCCCACCCCCACCCCCACCUCCCCCGUCAUGCUGACAUCCACUUUCCCAGAGAAGGCUCUCCACUAGAGGCCUAGGACACUGCCACCCUCGCCUUCGCUGCUACACCGCCACCAGGAGCAGCCCUGCCCUGGCAGAUUCCAGCCACCCACAACGCAAGGGGCUGAAGACCCAUGGCUGAGGAGCCCUAGGACACGCAUCCUAGUGGCAGCUAACUUUAAGCAAGCCACGGUUCCUCUAGGGCUUCACAGAUCCCAGCCUCUGGACCCUGUGGAGCAAGCCUCUCUGCUGAGGUAAGGCUUGCCUUCCUUCCAUCCAGUGCCUGCCCUGUGGAUGAGAACCAGCUCCCCCUCCCCCAACCUACUGUUUGAGCUUAGGGAUUUUUUUUUUUUUCUGACCAUUCUGUAUCCUGCUCCCCCCACCCCCACCGCCACAAAUUGUUCUCGGUCUUUUGAUACGCUCUGCCUAUGUAACAGCACUAGCUUGACAAGCAACCGUCAGAAUGUCCUCAGGGUUUUUGGGGGGAGUCCGUGGAGUUAGGCCCCACACCUGCGACCUUGUUUUAAAUUGAUUCUUCCUUGUGAACUGAGAAUUCUGCCACACAACAUGAAGGCUGAAAUUAAGACCGGGUUGGUAGCUUGUCUGAGAUCUGGAAGACUGAGCCCUCUCUGUGUUACUGUAUUCUGAACACUUUUAUUGAGCCCUUCCUAAUUGGUUCUGUCUGUAGUCUGUUGUAGGUACCUCUAAUUGAGUGCCGAGCCUGAAUAAAACCUCUUACAUUGGGA